Molecule: messenger RNA, 8357 nt
Organism: Epinephelus fuscoguttatus (brown-marbled grouper)
Lineage: Eukaryota; Metazoa; Chordata; Actinopteri; Perciformes; Serranidae
Gene: syngap1b
Product: synaptic Ras GTPase activating protein 1b
Exons: 20
Coding region: 1612-5616 (1334 amino acids)
Biological process (GO): regulation of GTPase activity; negative regulation of Ras protein signal transduction
Source: RefSeq, a predicted model, not a curated record
CUCCCUCCCUAAACUGUGCUGCUGUCCACCUGUGCAGGAUUAUCUCCGUCCAGGCAGCAGACAGGAGACACUACAACAUCCAUCGCUCGCCAGGCGGAUUACUUGAGGAUGAAGCGCCGUUUGGUGGAAAGGAAGACGAAGGACUAAGUUGCCAUUAUCGCCUCGUUUCUCCCUCUUGUGCUGCCUGUCAGCUGCUGGCACCCGUUCAGUUUUUAGCCAUUGCAGUUUUUAGACUACUUUAUUCUGUGGCGUUUGCUUCACUUCAUUUUUUUCCCUCUCUUUGCACAACGCUCUGUGGUUUUUGGUGCUUGUCCUCACAUAUCCGCCUGCGUUGGAAAUUAAAGCUUCCGUUUUCAUUUGUUUUUUCCUGCCUGCUCGCUGGCUGCCCCGCUGAAGGAGUCCGAUCAGGACAGAAAAAAGGCGCAGUAGAGAGAGCAGAGCGGAGCGCGUCUUCUUUGGCGCACAUACAGAGAGGCGGACCUAUUGCGCAGCGCACCGCUCCUUCACGCACACAUGGGCAAGGGGCGCGCACGCUCACACGCACAUGCACACACAUGAAUGAACAUCCACACGCGCAGCUCCUUUUCCCCCUCUGUGUGCAUGCAUAGCUUUUGAUUACAAUUAAAGCACCAGAGUUUUCUUCUGAGUCCACAGCAGGAACGCGUUUACCUUCCACCCAUCCAUCCAUCCUUGGCAAGUUCAUUUUUGACAUGCACAAGGCGGACACCUACUAAGGAAACCAUCGCAGAAACAUUCCCAUCUAAAAGAUGAGAGAAAUUGGCCUCAGCGGAUCUUCCGUCGGUCACCGGAAUUGCGAGUGCAGGGUCGGGGCGGAGGGCACCGGGGAGAGAGGACAGGGAGAGGCCGGGGAGGAGGAGCUCUCAGCCGGACUGCCUGCCGCGGAACAGCCGCUGCUGCCGGUGCUCAAGAAGCAGGCUGCUGCUGCCGGGGGGAGGCGGGGGGAGGAUGAACAGUGCCUCAGUGUGAAAUUAUAACACUCAGCUGGCUUUGGGAGUGUUUGUUUUUCUGUCGUUUUACUUCUCACUAAUUAGUCUGAAGAUGCGAGAUAACGAACAGUGGCCUACUUAAUAACUGUCAUCCUGUACUCUUAUCAACGUGGCACUUUUGGGUCACCUUAAAGCUGGCUAAUUUGAGCAAUACUUCUCUGUCUGGAACUUGAACACGGCCUUAUAAACCCUCCAGAGGACGGUCGCCUGCUUAUCAGACAGUCAGACAAACGCAUGUGUGUCAUGACACUUGUUGGCAGGUGCCUUUUGCAGAUACACCAACACGCUCAGUUAUUUAUAGACGUUAAUAUCACUGUGUGCUUUCGGAGUAUCGAUUCAGAACAAGUGUCGAUGCUCGGUGGAAUGUAACACAAACUACGGACCUGCUGCAGUUUCAAACAGACACCGACGCUCAGUGGAAUACAGGCUGAAGUCAGUGAAUGCACCUCCAGUCUUAGCUGGCAUCAGCGUACUGUGGGGGUCACAUAAACUGGAAACCAAGAGACACUGUCUCUAGAAGUCUGGACACAAAGCACAACAAGCCCCACCUGAUCUAGAUCAUCGCGCCCGGCGGAAGAGCAUAGCCACUGGGAAGCAGCCCAGCAUGGAGGUCCCUCCCACUGCCCCAAUUCAACCCUUCCGACAAUCCAGUUUCCUCAGUAGAAGGUUGAAGGGCUCCAUCAAGAGGGCUAAGAGUCAGCCCAAACUGGACCGAACCAGCAGUUUCCGCCACAUGAUCCUCCCCCGCUUCCGCAGUGCCGACCAAGACAGGACCCGUUUGAUGCAGAGCUUCAAAGAGUCCCACUCUCAUGAGUCCUUGCUGUCUCCCAGCAGCGCUGCUGAGGCGCUGGACCUCACUCUGGACGAGGACGCCAUCAUCAAACCUGUCCACUCGAGCAUCCUGGGACAAGAGUACUGCUUUGAGGUGACUACAGCAUCGGGAACCAAGUGCUUUGCGUGUCGCUCAGCUGCAGAGAGAGACAAAUGGAUCGAGAACCUGCAGAGAGCUGUCAAGCCCAACAAGGACAACAGCCGGAGGGUGGACAAUGUGCUCAAACUGUGGAUCAUCGAGGCCCGCGAGCUUCCAGCCAAGAAGCGCUACUACUGCGAACUUUGUCUGGACGACAUGCUGUACGCACGCACCACCAGCAAGCCCCGCACCGACACCGUUUUCUGGGGCGAGCACUUUGAAUUCAACAACCUGCCCGCUGUCCGCAACCUACGCCUUCAUCUAUACAAGGAGACGGACAAGAAGAGACGCAAGGAAAAGAGCACAUACUUAGGACUUGUAAGCAUCCCCAUCUCAAGCAUCACCGGACGUCAGUUUGUGGAGCAGUGGUACCCGGUCAUCCAGCCCAGCGUCCUCACCAAGGGGGCUGGUGUCGGAGGGGGUAAGAUCAUCAACGCAUCGCUACGCCUCAAAUCCCGCUUCCAGACCAUGAACAUCCUGCCCAUGGAGCUGUACAAGGAGUUUGCAGAGUACGUCACCAAUAACUACCGCACCCUGUGUGCUGUGCUGGAGCCCGUGCUGAGCGUCAAGAGCAAAGAGGAAGUGGCCUGUGCAUUGGUGCAUAUACUGCAGAGCACAGGGAAAGCUAAGGACUUCCUGUCAGACAUGGCGAUGUGCGAGGUAGACAGAUUCAUCGACCGAGAACACCUUAUCUUCAGAGAGAACACUCUGGCCACCAAAGCCAUAGAAGAGUACCUCAAACUGAUCGGACAUAAGUACCUCAAGGAUGCUAUAGGGGAGUUCAUAAGGGCCUUGUAUGAGUCAGAGGAAAAUUGCGAAGUGGACCCCAUGAGAACACCACCCUCAGUGCUCCCGGACCACCAAGCCAAUCUCCGAAUGUGCUGUGAACUAGCACUCUGCAAGAUCGUCAACUCCCAUUGCGUUUUCCCUCGAGAGCUAAAGGAAGUUUUUGCCUCCUGGAGAGUGCGCUGUGCUGAGAGAGGUCGGGAAGACAUUGCCGACCGUCUCAUCAGUGGUUCCCUCUUCCUGCGCUUCCUGUGUCCUGCCAUCAUGUCCCCAUCGCUCUUCAACCUCACCCAGGAGUAUCCCGACGAGCAGACGUCACGCACGCUCACCCUCAUUGCAAAAGUAGUGCAAAACCUGGCUAACUUCUCCAAGUUUGGCACUAAAGAGGAGUACAUGUGUUUCAUGAAUGAGUUUUUAGAGAUGGAGUGGGGCUCCAUGCAGCAGUUUCUGUACGAGAUCUCCAACCUUGACAGUGUCAGCAAUGCGGGCGGCUUUGAAGGAUACAUCGACCUGGGCAGAGAGCUGUCCAUACUCCACAGUCUCCUCUGGGAGGUCAUAGCUCAGCUCAGCAAGCAAAACUCAGCAAAACUGGUUUUCUUUGAACCGCAGGAUGCCAUCAUCAAACUGGGCCCUUUGCCUCGCCUCCUGAACGACAUCAGCAUGGCCUUGCGUAACCCACACCUCCAGAGGCAGCCCAGCCAUCAGACAGACAGGGUGCAGGAGAGGCAGAUAGACAGGCUGCUGUCACGGCCGAGCUUCAACAGGGGCAUCUCAUCGGAGUUCCAAAAUCUCAUGAUGAGGGAUCUUAAUAGCUCUAUAGAUAUCACUCGCUUGCCUUCCCCCACCUCCACCGGAGGAGUCAUGCCAUCUCGCUCCCAGAUGAGUUUUCAGGACCGUGACCACCCCCAUCGAGCGUCCUCCAAAGACAUGUUUUAUGUAUCACGUCCUCCCUUGGCCCGAUCCAGCCCAGCCUACUGCACAAGCAGCUCGGACAUCACGGAGCCAGACCCCAAGGAUUCCCGAAUGAACAGCGUGUCUAACCUGCAGUCGGUGGACAUGCUCAACUCCUCCCAGGCCUCCAUCGCCGGCAUGGGCAGCUUCGGAGGGCUGAGCAGCGGAGGCGGUGGCGGCCUGGGGUCGGGCCUGAGCAGCCAGCUGCGGGCCGGUGGGAGGUUGUCAGCUGGCUCUGGCGGCUCCAGCAUGUCCGGCGGUCUUCGGCUGAGCCAGCUGAGCCAGAUGGGCACCACCACCGACUCGCUAUCCCAGCAGCAGCAACAGCAGGCCGCCGCCAUGCGCUACCCGCUUUCCUUCCAGAAUCCCCUCUUUCAUCUGGCGACUGCUGAUGGGCCUCAACAACAGCUCCAUCACCAGCACAGCCGGGCUCAACCUCCAGCACCCCUGCUCCUGGCCCCAGAACCUGAUCACCAGACCUACAUGCCACAGUUUGCCCAUGGGGGGUUCUCUCGCAGUGAGGACCUGUCCACCCUCAGGACCAGGGACGGUCACCUGGGCCAACCCAGCAUCAUCCACUCACACAGCUACAGUGACGACUACAGCAGGGCUGACUAUGGACGCAGGCAGAUGUCCAUUCAUGUGCCGGAUAACCUCCAACAGCAACAACAAAUGAUGGGCAUGACCUCCCAGACAGGAACCUCCCACUCCUCCCUGGCCACUACGCCCCCCUCCACAGUCCAACCUGUGCGCCAGAGUUCUGUUGCCCCGCCUCCAUCUCAGCGUGUCAAGUCCCAGACCUCCCACCAGCUGUCCGUUAGUGCGGCUGCUGCACCUGCUGCUCUGGCUAAAACACGGCCUCAGAGCGGAAAUCUCCUCCAGUCACCAGAGUCCGGCUAUGGCGGCCGGCAGCACGGGUCCCGGCAGCUGUCCGUCAAAGACAACACUGCCCCGGGCCUUCCCCACCAGCAGAGCUCUGUCAGGGAAAGCCAGAGUCCACAGGGAACCACCAGUCAGAGCACUCAACAGUCACCACAGCAACAGCCUCCGCAACAGCACCUGCUCAAACCCACCAUGAGCAAACAGGGCUCCCAGACUCCAUCCACCCUCAACCCACCCUCAGCCAAUGAGCGAACAGUGGCCUGGGUCUCCAACAUGCCUCAUCUGUCGGCUGACAUUGAAAGUUCGCGGAUUGACCGUGAGGAGUUCAAACUGAAGGAGUACUCAAAGAGCAUGGAUGAGUCACGCAUGGACAGGGUACGGGAGUACGAGGAGGAGAUCAACUCCCUGAAGGACCGCCUGAUGAUGUCCCACAAAAAGCUGGAGGAGUACGAGCGGAGGCUCCUCACGCAGGAGCAGCAGACCAAUAAGAUCCUCCUACAGUACCAGAAUCGACUGGAAGACAGUGAGAGGAAGCUACGGCAACAGCAAGCGGAGAAAGACUCCCAAAUUAAAGGAAUAAUUAGCAGACUCAUGGCUGUGGAGGAUGAGUUAAGGGGAGGACCCAUGAUUGAGCCAAAAACCAGGAUUUUCGCUGAUCAGGAGGACCAGCUUUCCUCCCUGGGUUAUGCAGACCCCGGUGUGAAAACUGAAGGUGGAGGGGGAGGUGGUGGAGGCGGAGGAGGAGGACAAGGAGGAGGAGGAGCGGUAACCGACGAUCAAGGCCUCAGAGUUUCUUCCUCGGGCAUUUCCUCUGACAGCUCGCCCCACAAUGGAGUCCUCCCCCAAACUGUAGACCCUCCCUCUCUACCCACUCCUCAUCAACAUCCUAGUCAGAAUGGAGAGCUCCGUGGCAACCAAACAUCCUCCCCCAUGACAACCUCACAGGCAACCGGAACCACGGCAACAACAGCAACUACAGGCAUAGCAGAAGAAGGGGGAGUAGGUCAAACACAACACUGAGCCAAAUCAGAGAGAGACGACACAAAGGAAAACUCUGUCCCCCGUCUUUCCCAUUUAGCAAGCUUUGAAAAGAAUCCGCCGUAGAUAUUCUGAUUCCCUGGGCGAGAGAGAGAAGAAAAGUGUGCGGGAGACAAGUAGUAAUCACACAGCAACUGUACAGUGCAUAACACACGAACACACAACACAAAGGGCUCUUCAACGGACACUUGUUCUCUUGAUGCUCACAUGGAGCUUCAGUUAGUAUCAGUCUUGCAGGACAAGAUAAUGAUACCUUAUCACACACUGUUUGAAUCGGUCAAACAAAGCAUUUGACAUACACACCAAGCCGAUAUGUGAACACCUGCUCUGUGCACUCGUUGCCUGUCUGCGGCUUCGUGAGGAACAAAUACACGUAAGGAACAAGCGCUAUACUAGAAUGUCUUGCACCCCAAAGACUUCAUAGUAGCCAUUAGCAAGUGCUAUAAGCUAGCUUAUAGUCACCCUUGACUCCCAUGGAUGUAGGUGCAUUAAAUAAACCUAUCCUGAACACGCCAGGCUGCAAAUUGUUUAGGUAGAGAUGUUGGUGAUGUAGUCUGGCUUUCUUAGUGCCUUUGAGUGUUUUUCAACAGGGUUUUCCAAUAGAGAUCUGAAGUAACAGAAGUAACGGAUGGAGAUCCAAGUUAGCUUUUGCUAGUGAGAGAAAUGAUCUGUGGGCUGAAAAGAGAGAUUCAAAGACACAAGAUCAAAGCGGCGUAGAGGUUUUGAGUGACAGAAGACAUUUUUGGGAACUUUUUUCCAAUUUUUUUUUUCCAAUCUAAGGGACUUCUUGUUUUUUUGGACUGAGCUCGUGCAAUUUUUCUCUUCUCAAUCUCAGAACCGAUAUGUGAUAAACUGGUGCUAAACAGAAACAAAUGGUGCCAUUUUCCAAGUCAAAUGUCUGUGUCUGCCAUAGCACUGCCUCUUUCAUGAUUCACUCACUGUCUUUUCUCUCUUUCUCUCUCCCCUGCGAUUUGUCUUUGACAGGACUUUUAUUCCCCCCAGUAUGUUUUGUAUGUGUCUUUGUCUUUGUUCUCUGUGCAUCCUGUUGUGUUCCUAUGUCCAAUGGGGUUGUUGGGGUUUCCAUAUGUGUGUUUUUAGAAGCGCCCUCCUCCAAUCUCUGGUUACAGUUAAUAAAAGCAGCUCCCCAAUUUAAGAUCUGAUGGAUCAUCUAUUGAACGGGUUAUUUCAAAUUUGUGGAGACCCAAAAGUGCUAUUUUUUUUGAGUUUACACAGAGAAGUAAUAAUUUUAAUAAUGAAUUUAGCUACUUUGAAUGAAAUGGAUGAAUGGAGAUUUACAGGGUUUUUUUUAGUUAAAAAUGUUGUGUUCAUAUAGAGAAGACAAGUGGUGCCAUUAUGAGUACUUUUUAUUUAGAUUUUUUUUUUUAAUUUCUCUUACAAUUUUCACCCAAACUGCUGUUGUAAGUGUAUACAAGUACUAAUGACAGUCCCCAGUUUUUAUUUAUUUUUUUUAUAGUAAACAUUGCCAGCGUGAUAUGAUAACAAGGAUCAUUUUAUGUGUGAAAAAAACAUUUCAACCAUUUAGGUUUGCCUACCAUUAAGUGCCUGGGAUAAAUAUAUUGAGCAUCCUUUGGCCAGUAGACUAGCUAGUCAUCGACCAAAUGCACGUUUUAAUGCCUUGCUUAAGACGAUAGGAUUAUACAACACCCCUGAUGCUUAAAAAAACCAGUACUGACAUACUUUUUUGUGUCGUUUCCAUAAUUUGAAGUUUCAUUUCAAAAUGAAAAAGCUGGCAUCUGUUUCUGAAACCACAUUGAAACAAAUUAAAAGAGUUUAAUUUGAAUUUUUAGAAUUACUGUACGAUGUGUUUUUGAAAUGAACUCUUCAGUUUCUCAUGUGUCAAAUGCUGAAAACACGAGUCAUUGAAAUGUCUGUAACGUGUAUCCAUAUUCCUUCAUUUUGUGUAUGAACUGUCUGUUGUUACGGUUUGUCUGGAUGUGAACCUGUUUUCGUGUCCGUAGCCUCACACACUGGUGACGCUCUGAAACAACUCAGCUUGUUUGAAGGUUGAACCAAGAGGAGUUGAAGAGUUUCACAUCAGCUCUGUGUCAGCCAUUUUUCUCUUUAGAGUCAACAAACCACUUAAUUUGCAGUGUCAAAGGUCAACACGGCCGACGCUAGCACUUUGUAGGCCAGUGCUAAUGGAUUAGCUUGGACUCAUUCUCUCAAUGAAUGUUUAACUGUUGAACCACCAAAUGUUAAUAAUGCUAGCAGUAUCACGCAGGGAAAGAUUGUCUUCUAUUGAGACAGCUUGUAGGGCUACUUUUCUUCUUGUGAAAUUACUUGUGUGUGAAGAAUGUUGGAUUGGAAGCGACCUAGGUUCAGUGUCUUUUUCAGAGAUGUGAGAUGAUCCGUGAUUGAGAAAUUAACAUUGCUGUGAAAAUACCUCAGUGACUCAGGUAAACAAGCAGUUGCCUCAGAGCUGAACACACACAAAUAUAUAUAUAAAUAUAUAUAUAUAGAAAAAGAGAUGAGUCCAGCUUUGGACAGACUGCCACCAUGCAGAUACUCGGUCUCUCGCUAUGCUUCAAUAGCACCUGAUCAAGCACCCUCCCCCGUUUCUUCUCUCUCUCUGUCUCCCCUUUUUUUCUCCCCCUAGCCACUCUCACAGCUUCAUGGAGGACAAUGUGGAACCUAAUUGGCUGAUGCACCAUCGGCAGUCCGCAGGGUGGCAUAGCCAAAUGUCCAGAGCCCUCUCUCGUGAC